AUGAAGACAUAUCAGCCAGGUGGACUGGUAGAGCGGGGGGAGCUGCUGAAGGGACUGACGAAUUUGGAUAUCAGCAGUGACGCGCCCACCGCUGUGGGCAUUCUCCAGAAAUGGUGCCGGCAUUUGGAUCGGGCGAAAUCCAUGCAGAUCUCAGUGCCAGACAGCUCUUUGUUGCUUCAGGGGAUUGAUAAGAGUGUGCAGGUCUUGCUGCAGUCGCACCCGUCCCUUUCGUUCCGGAUGUAUGCGGUUCGAAUGCAGUUGCAGCUUGAUACGGUUCCUGACCACAAUCGUGUAGAGGAAUAUGUGGCUGCAUUGCUUGCUGAGUUCGAAUUGUUAGCGGUUGCAAUGCCUGACUCGUCGGCUAAACGCCAGAGGGUUGCUGCUGUGGACAAGGGUAAAGGAUCACAUGCCAAAGCAGAGUGCACUGCUCCAGGGGGCGGCAGCGCUCAGAAGGGGUCGGGAUCCGAGGCACCAAAGGGUAAGGGCAAGCCAUCUGGGGGUGACUCCAAGGGAGGUGCCAAGCCGGGAGCAGCCAAUGCCAAAGCACCGCCUUCCAAGCCCUCCAGCGCGGGAAAGGGUACGAGUGGCUUGUCUGAGGAGGCUAUCAAGGAAGCAGCUCAGCUUUUGCAAAGUCUUAGGUUGGCAUCAUUGUCCUCUCAGGUGCGGCCGCUUGCUAGCAUGCUGUGUCGGGUUCAGAGUGGUGAGCCAAAGGGUCUGAUAGACGGCGGCGCUACAACUUGUUUGCGAACAGCGAGGCAUGAGGAGUUGCAUCUCCCCGAGAUUCAAUUGAAACUAGCAUAUGGGGAGUGUACGCUACUGAUGAAUGAAGCUGGAGUCCUGCUGAGUAGAAGCCCGGUAUCUCCAAUAGUUUCAGUCAGGGCGGUGCUUAGCCUAGGCUACAAGCUGGAGUGGAACAAUGCAGUUUGCAGAAUCUGGCAUCCGGUUGAGGGUGAUCUUGAUGUGGAUGUUCAGUCGGGAUGUCCAGAGAUUUCAGAAACACAGGCAUUGGAUCUGAUUGAUCGCUUUGAGCAGCUUGUGCACCAAACUGCAAAUCGGGAGGCCCGGAUGAGCUGCCUUAUGAGGGACAUGAUUGAUUUGAGUAAGUCAGACCUGGCAGCCUUGAUCAUUCAAAGAGACGUUCAGGCAGAUGCUGCUUUGAGGAAGCUUGUAGGGAAUGUGUUCGCGGAUACCCCUCAGGAGCUGCUUGAUCAUGCGGUAGCUUCAACUCAGGAUCAGGUUGCAGAGACAUUCACGUGGAAUCGACGAAUGCGACGUCGGUUUGAGAGGUCCAGCGGCUUAGUUGUUCAUCUGUUUUCGGGGGAAGCCCGUAAGGCCUUUGACCUUGUGUCAGAGAAGCAUGGCUAUGCGCACGUGCCAGUGGAUUCUGCUGAGGAUCUUCUGUCAGACUGCACUUACCAAUUCUUGAUGAGACAGGCUGCGCGAGGUAGGGUCAGGGCCAUUGUGGGUGUGCCACCGGGCAGAACAUUCGCACCUUGUCGUUAUACUGGGGAUAAUGCAGAGGGUCUUAGGCCAAUCCGUGUCAGGGGUGAGAGCCUGGGAGCAUAUGGCAUUGAGGACUUGAGUUGUCAGGAAUUGGCGCAGCGUGGGACAGUGGGUCUUCUUAUGCGCCAGUGUGUAAAACCGGAGCAAGGAUAUGCUUCAUUGUGGGCCACACCUGAGUGGUUGGCUGGCUUUCAGUCUCGUCCGUGCACUAAAGGCAAGGAGUUGGCCUGGUCUGAAUGGUCGCCGGGAUUACUGCUGGCGGUAAACAACAUGCUGGGUAGGGCGUUUGCUGAGGCUAAGUCGGCCAGCAAGGCACAGGUCAGAUCGAUAGAUUCUGGUUUCAUAGAGCACCUUCGCAAUAAUCACACGCCAUUUCGCAGAGAUUGCAAGCAGUGCAUUCGCGGCGGGGCCAGACACAAGCAGCAUAGGAAAGUCCUUGCCCCACAGGGUUGGUGCAUGAGUAUAGAUACGGCCGGACCAUUUCCAAAGGGGCUAGAUGAGAAUACCACCGCUGCCAAAUACCUGAUUGUUGCAGUUCUGUCAGUUCCUAUUCUGUCGGUAAAAGGGGAAAGUGUGGAUGAACCUGCCGAUAGGGACCCACAGCUUGAUCUUCAAGAGUUUGCGGAAUCUCUAGAUGAUCGGGAAUGGUUUGUAGAAAGGGGUAUGGAACUGGAGGAACCACUCCCUGAGCCUACACAUCGUGAAAUUACUGAGUCGAAGGACUCCUGGGCUACAUGGGAGGCAGUAGUUCGGAAAAGUAGAAAGGAUUGGUUAGAAGAAGCCAAAACUCAGUUUCUUCCGAAAGUGGAGAUGAUAGACUUCGUAUACACUGAGGCUGUGGAUUCGAAGAAGCAACAAGUCGUUGCAGGUGCCAUUAGCCGUAUGUACGCACGAGCAAUAUCAGAUGGGUUGAGCGUCCAACGUAUCCAUACGGACAGGGGAAAGGAGUACCGGAACUCUGCAUUGGAUGCCUUCUGUCAAAAGCUCGGAGUUCAUCAUACAUACGCAAUGGCAGAGGAACACCAGACCAAUGGUCGCGCGGAGGGGGCUAUAUUGAAGAUCAAAAAUCGAACGAGGGCGAUCCUCGAAGGAUCAGGGCAAGAUGAUCUUUCAGAGUGGCCGUUGGCGGCGAAAUUGGCGUCGUAUCACUUGAGAUCUGAAGCUCGCAAGAAGUUGCGGAUGCCGUGUGAGCCGACAGUACCUUUCAAUACGGAAGUUGAAGUCUUGCAGAGGUCGUGGCGGCGUGGAGUUUGGAGUUCGAGAACUACCACGGCUGUCACAAAAUGUCCCUCUUCGGAAACCUCGAGGGGGUGGGUGGUGAAAACGGCCGAGGGCCAGCUGUUCACCACCAGCAGGCUUUUCCCUUCCAUUGAUGGCAACAGGAUACGAUUUAAAUACGAAGGUACCCCAUUGGAUUUGGAUGCACCGUCAGUUAGGAUCCGAGAGAAGGGCAGGGUUCGUAAGCUUGGCUCUUCAGUGGAUGGUGUUGUGUCUAAGAAUCCAGCAGAGCGUUUGGCAAGGUCCUUGUAUGAAGCAGGCAGUUGGGAGCCAAAGGACGUGGCGUCCCUUGCAGUUGCCAUGUCGAAGCACGUGACUUCCAAUAGUAGGGCUGUGGUCAAGGAUGAGUUUGAGGCAAGGAAACUUGAGUGCAACUUCUUGAGUGGGGCUUUUACUUAUAGUGGUUUGGCAGGGAUCCGCAGCUCAACCACUGAGUUCCCCUGGGUGACCAGAUACCUCUGCAGCUACUUGGCGCGCCACACAGAUGAGCCGUUCGCGGGUGUAGGUUUAGCCCUGAAUGUGGAUCACAAAUUGCAUCGAGAUGUUCACAAUCAGCGGGAGAUUGCCAAUGUGGUGUUGCCGAUCGUUAGUUCCGGGGGAGGCUUGUGGAUUCAAAGCCGUGAUGGACUUGAGCCGGUUGUAGAUGGACCCCAACGGGCGGAGACCCGAACACUUGAGAAUGGAACAGAGGUUGCGGGACAGGUCGUGACCUAUGAGUCGCACAAGCCCAUCAGUUUUCAUGCACAUGUGUGGCACGAGUCGGUUGCAUCAGAGGGGCCUCAGCUUCUCUUGUUUGGGUAUACGGCUCGGCAUCUCCACAAGUUGAAGCUGCCUGACCGGAAGGCUUUAUGGGAUGCAGGGUUCACUUAUGUGCCAGGCAAUAAAACUGAGUAUUGGGGUUAUAAAUCUUCCUCUGGGACAAUAGUUAGGUACCAUCCUGUGCCCCGUCGUCACAUGUAUGCUCCCACGGAUCAAGACCAGCUGCCCUUUGCGAGAUCGUGUAUUGGUGAUCUUCGGUUGUGCGUGCAACAGUUUUCUAACCGGGAAUCUCUUCGCAGCUUUCAUAAUUGGCGACAAGGCCGAGGGCGUGCGUCGGUCCAGAAGUGGACUGGUUGGUCGGCGUUCACACUGAGGUCUCAUGGCCCAUCCUGUGUCAGGAGUGGGGGGGGGGAUCCGCCGCAGGUUGACUCGCCGCAGUUUUUCGACAACAACCAGUCAGUGUUUGGAGAGGCUUGCGAACAUUCGGACGAUCGAAGCAACCUUGCAGAUUGUAGGGUGGGAGUGACGGAGGUUUCGCAUGUUGGUGAGAGGCUAGCAAUGAUGGUUCCGGUCGAGGUAGGUGCGCCAAGUUCGAAAUCGACCUCGAGGCAGUGUGCGGUGCGCAAUCAACAGGGUUUUGUUGCAGUACCAAGACCGCGGGCGAGAGCUAGGAGCUUGCCUAGGGGUAGUGGUUUAGGUCCGUGUGAUGGGUUUGGGUCUCAAGUAGAAGACUGUGGGUCACCGUCGGAUGGUAGUAGAGGCCGUGAUGCUGUGAAAGUGGGUGGGCCAAAGGGCCAUCGGACUGCCCUUUCUCCUGCGUCGGUUGUCCAUUGGGGUCGUAGGUAUGCGGUUCGGCACAGGAUUCAGAGCCUGAGAACUUCCACGACCGAGACGCAGGCUUGUGACCAAGGUCUGAGGGCAGCCGAGGUUGCCGGAAGCCAGCAUCCAGGUAUGAGGUGUGACACUUUGGUGAAUGGGAUGCUAGUUAAGUCUAUAGAGGUUGAGACUCGCCCUCUUUGGAAGACUACUGUGUGUGAUGAGUUUCCAGCGAAGUGUCCUAAAGGAGUUAUGUACCGAUGCUUGAGCCUUGAACUGACUCGCAUGAUUCAGGUGUUGAAGGGUGUUGAUCAAGGAGUAGUGGAUGAGGAUGGGGGUGACGGUGAUCUACUUCCAUGUGAGGUGCCCUGCGCGUCAAAAGGGCUCCGUCCUUGUGCCUCUGCAACUGACCUGGAUGGUGUUGAGUAUGUUCUGGAGCGGACCAGCUGGCCAAUGACAAAUGCAGUGGAUGAGGUGAUGAGUAAGCUGACCGUUGAGCAUCAGAGGCGGUGCUCAAUGUUGGAGGAUUUGAGCGAUGAUUUAGAGGGAUGGCUUCGGGAAUGUGAGGAUGGGCUGCUGGGUGAAAUUCAGAGCAUUGAGCGCGAGUUGGGUGAGCUGAGGAAGGUUGAGGUUCACGAACUCAGAAGCUUAGAAGGUGCAGCUGUAGCGUCCUUCACUGGACCUAGCCUCCAUAGUAUCCGUAAGUACUCGGUGUCGGAAGAGCCGAGCGAGCCUGAUGAAGACGUUCCUCCUCUUCAGACUAAGAUCAUUGCUUCAGAUCAAGUUCGAAAAGAGCUGCCGAAAUGGAUCCCUCCCAUGGCUGAGGAGUAUGAGGCGGUAGUGUCUAAGACCGAAGCUGUGGAGGAGCUAGAUGAUGAAGCGUAUCAGGCAUUGGUUGCAGAUCCUACAAUCGUCAUUGAACAGAUUCCGGGGAAGCUGGUAUAUGUUCAUAAACCUUCUGGGCGUCGGAAAGCUCGCAUUGUUGGCUGCGGCAACUACUGUGGUCAGAGUGGUGAAGGCGAUCGCUCGGAGCUGUACGCUAGCGGUGCAAGUGCAGAUACGCUUAGGCUUAUGCUGAGGAGAUGCGCCCUCGAGUCGGACUGGGUUUUGUGUUCGGUUGAUGUGCGCACGGCGUUCUUGAACGCCCCACUUCUGAGUGUGCAGAGAGGUGGUAAGCGGGUUGUAACUGUGGUUAGGGUGCCAAGCAUUCUUCGAGAGGCAGGGGUUACGAAGUGCAAAUUCUGGCAGGUGCGUAAAGCAUUGUACGGAUUAGCUUCGGCUCCUAAGUCCUGGGCUUGCCAUAGGGACAAGGUGAUUGCAGAGAUGCGUAUACCGUUUGGUAACGAUACCUUGAUUCUUGAAAAGGCUCCGGAGGAUGCUAAUCUGUUGCACAUUGUCAAAGUGUCGCCUGAACAUGGGCGAGAAGAGAAGCUAGGAGCCGUGGCGUUGUACGUGGACGAUAUCUUGAUUGGCUCGCGUAAGGAAGUCGUGGAAGUCGUCAUCCAAGCAUUGCAGAGUCGCUGGGAAUUGUCACCACCGGAAUGGGUGUCAGAAGCUGGGGAUCGCAUGAAGUUUGCAGGGUUCGAACUGGAAAGAACACCAGAGGGCAUACGUGUCCACCAGGAGAGCUACGUCCAGGACUUGUUGGAUCAGUACAGCGAUGAUAUUCCGGGUAUCGAACGAGUCCCAGCGAUCAAGAUAGUCAGUUCAGAAGAGGAGGUUGAUGAUGAGCAAAAGCGUCGCUUGGUUAAGCGAGCACAGACCUUGACUGGGCAGCUUCUCUGGGUAGCAAAUCGCACGAGGCCCGAUGUGGCUUAUGCGGUUAGCAUGGCUUCGCAGAGGAUUGUUCCUAAUCCGUCAGAGGCAGUUGCACGAGCAGAGCAUAUCAUCAAGUACCUUCGUGGAACGCCUAGUGUCGGGCUGCAUUACAAACCUGUGCAAGGUAAGUGGGGAAAAUGGAACCAGUUGAAGUUUCAGGAGACUGCAUUGUGCAUGGACGCUUUUUCUGAUGCUUCGUUUGCAGCUGAUGAGCAGAGUCGCAGUUAUGGUUGUAUUCAGUUGUUCUGGGGAGGUGCCUUGGUGGCUUGGUCAGCAAGUAGGCAGACGCUGAUUGCAUCCCAUACGGCUGAGUGUGAGCUGUAUUCACUUGCAGAGGCUCAUUUGCUUGGAAAGUGGAUGAGGCCAACUGUAGCGGCACUGAUGGACGUAUCAGAACGAACUGUCGAAGCGCACCUUUACUGUGACAACUCUGCAGCAAUACAAUUGUGUGUUCUUGAAUCGGGGUCGUGGAGAACUCGGCAUUUGAGACUCCGGGGCGCGGUAGUGCGUAGCGAUCUUGAUGACGGCUCAUGGACUCUGACCCAUGUGGAAGGGGUUUACAUGCCUGCAGACUUGGGAACGAAGCCGGUCGGCCCGGCUAGGCUCCAGGAUUUGAUAAAGAUUUGUGACUUGUGGGCACCAGGCAGUGGUGAUUCAGCAGAACCGCCUAGGCCGCAAGUUGCAGGAUUUGCUGUUGGACAGCAUGGUGUGAUCAAAGCUCUGCUUGCACUGUUGCUUGCCAUUCAAGUGUCUGGAGCUAAGGCGGUUAGUUUGCAGGACGAUCGCAGUAGCCCACUGCUGUUGUGGCAGAGUUUCAUUGUUGCAUCUACUGAGUCCUUGGAAACGGGGGAGCGGGAACGCUCAGCGGAAGAGCAGCUUCCAUUUCAAGCUGACCAAGAGCAUCUGUGGGAUCUGUAUGAGCAAUUGUAUGAAGAACAGGUUAGGGAAAAUAGACGGGUUGAGCUAGCUAGUGGUUCUUCUGGGUUGCCUGUGGAGUGGAGACCUUUGCCUGGACAUGUAGAUCCCGCGGGUUCACCAGAGGUGCUUGUGGCAGCAAGUGCGAGUUUCCCAGAUGCUCUGGAGGCGUAUUGGCAAGGACCUGAGCUUCAACAUGACUUGUAUUUGCAAGACCCUAGAAUUCCGCCGCCGGAUAUGGUAGCUAAUGCGAGAGCUCCCACUGUCCCGAUGCCCCCUGGAUAUCAUGACCUUAAUCGUGAGCGACCUGAGCAGCAGCAGAAUGGACCCGGGAACCGUUUCGGUUAUAUUGACGAUGAAGUCGAGAUCGGUAGCGCCGGGAUGGACUACAGAUUCGGGCAUGCCUCGUGGUCCAAGUCGGAGCAGUCGUAG
Symbiodinium sp. CCMP2592 is the source of this 7521-nucleotide messenger RNA. The record is from the annotation of a GenBank genome assembly. NCBI's taxonomy places the organism in Eukaryota, Dinophyceae, Suessiales, Symbiodiniaceae.